AUGCUCUUAAUUUUCUGUCUGUCCAGGUAUGGAAGCUGGAGUGAGCUGGCUAAAGCUCUGGGGAAUCAGGAUACACCUGUAGAGGACCCAAGCCUUCAGUUUUACCUGCCUCAGAAGCCAGCAUAUCAGAAGCCAGUGCUCCAAGGAAUCAAGAGGAACAAGAAUGAUUCCACAUCAUUGGACAAGUCUUCCCCUUGGAGGCCCGAGUUCCGAGGCCAAGUCAAUCUUCAUGUCUUUGAAGACUGGUGUGGGAACUCUAUUGAGCAGCUGAGGAAAAACCUCCACUUCCCAUUGUACCCUCAUACACGGACCACUUUGAAGAAACUGGCAGCCGCUCCAAAAUGGACCAACUAUGGGUUGCGUAUAUUCGGCUAUCUGCACCCAUUCAGUGAUGGCGAGUUCCUGUUUGCCGUUGCUGCCGAUAACAAUGCAGAGUUCUGGCUGAGUGCAGAUGAGAACGUCUCUGGCAUCCAGCUCCUGGCCAGUGUUGGCAAGACUGGGAAAGAAUGGACAGCGCCCGGGGAGUUUGGGAAGUUUAGGAGCCAAAAGUCAAGGCCAGUAACGUUGUCAGUUGCAAAAAAAUACUAUUUUGAGGUGCUACACAAGCAAGAUGAUGAAGGAACAGACCAUGUGGAAGUGGCAUGGAAGCUGAAUAAUCCAGAAGCCACAUUCGCCAUUAUUGACUCUCCGUUCCUCUCCCUCUUUGCUAAUGAAAGUCUUUUGAAAAUGGAUGCGACUGACCACAUCCCUCAAUCGCUGGCUACUCGUGGAAGCCGGAUUACACAGAGUCAGAAUUCACAGAAACACCCAGCAGACAUGCUGAAGCCUGAUCCUCGGGACACCAUUUAUAAAGUGCCUUUGCUAAGCAAGUCACAGAUGCGCAAGGUCCUUCCAGACUGCCCCUACAAACCAAGCUACCUAGUGAAUGGAUUCCCCCUGCAGCGCUACCAGGGGCUCCAGUUUGUUCAUUUGUCCUUUGUAUAUCCCAAUGACUACACCCGGCUGAGCCACAUGGAGACAGAAAAUAAGUGCUUUUACCAGGAAAAUGCUUAUUACCUGGACAGAUUUGGAUUCUCCAAGUACAUGAAAGUUGACAGACCAGAUGGGAUAACUCUAGAGUCUGAGGAAACAACAGAACAAGCAGGCUUUGAGGGAGAUAAUCCUGAGGACAACCAGUAUGCAGAGGCAGAAGAAGACACAUUCCCCCAACUGAAUUCUACUAGACUCAAGGCUGAUAAAGAUCCCACUCCGGUUGCAGAAUAUGCCACUAUUUAUGAUUAUUCCCCACAAAAGCAUCGGAAUCUAUUGUCAAUUACUGGUGUGAAUAUGGCUGACGAUACAGGAAGCAAAGAAGCUAAAAGCCUAAGAAUGAUUUCAGUCGGUCAGAACAAUAAAAACAAUCCAAAAAGAAAUUCUCCAAAGAGGAAGCCUCGUUUGAAAGCUAGAGUCAUAGACAGUUCCAAAAACUCUCUCCGUGACAGACGUGCCCAUCAGUUAUCACUGAGCAAGAAGAAUGUGGGAGAUGAAGAGCUGCAGUCUAACAAAAAGUCCAAAAUGGCUGGAGAGCAGAAUCCCAUCAGGCCCAAGGACUCAACCAGGCAGAUACCAAGAGAAGCCGGUCCUGCUCAGCUAGGUCUUAAUGCAAACAGUAACCAGGAUCUACCAGUGGAUAUCACAAAAACAAGGAAACAAUCCCAGGUGUCCAUCAAAAGUUCUGUAGAGGCAGCUCUUCCAGAACAGACAGUUCAUGAGGACCAGUGGCUUAAUCAAGUGGAUUCAUAUAUAGCCCAGCAUAAGGCAGCAGAUGCUGCCAAUGUCAUUUUGGGAAGGAUAGAGCUGAACUCACAGCAGCCUGUUGGGAUCGAUUCUGUUCAGCCAGUAGUGCAAGAGCAGGAGGAGGAAGAGGAAUUGUUGGUAGAGGACAGGGAAGGAGAGGUCGAUGCAGAAGAAGAUGGGUUUGAGUAUGUGCCUGUAUUCGACCAACCAGUGAACUGGGAGCAGACUUUCAGGGCAAGUAACUUGGACUUCCAGGUGCUAAGGACAGACUGGAUUGAUCUAAAGUGCAACACUUCAGGGAACCUGCUGCUGAAGGAAAUGGAAGCCGUGGAGGUCACUCGUGUAUUCCUGAAGAAACUCAACCAGAGAUACAAAGGGCGAUUCCAACUGCGGCGCAUUGUGAACGUGGAGAAGCGUCAGGACCACCUGCGGGGCAGCCGCUACCUGCUGGAGCUGGAGCUGUUGGAGCGGGGUGGACGCCUCGUCCGUUUCUCAGAAUACAUCUUUGCCCGGGAAUGGCAAGGGAUCAGCAACUUGGAGGAGGAGAGGAUAAUGAGGGACCUGGCAUGGGGACGCCGGCGCCAUCUGAUGGCAGUCCCAGCAGAACCACUCCUUUGCUGGCCGUUGGGCUUUUCCUGGAACCACCGUGCCAUGGUCCACUUCAUUGUGCCAGUGAAAAACCAGGCACGUUGGGUACUGCAGUUCAUUUCAGACAUGGAAGAGCUGUUCAGGGUGACCAAGGACCCACACUUCAAUGUCAUCAUCACAGACUACAACAGUGAUGACAUGGAUGUGGAAAAGGCCCUGAAAAAGUCCACCUUGCGCAGGUACCAGUAUUUGCGACUAUCAGGGAAUUUUGAGCGCUCUGCAGGCCUGCAAGCCGGAAUAGAUCUAGUGAAGGAUCCACAUGGCAUCAUUUUCCUGUGCGACCUCCACAUCCAUUUCCCGGCUGGGAUCAUUGAUUCAAUUCGGAAACACUGUGUGGAGGGGAAAAUGGCCUUUGCACCCAUGGUUAUGAGGCUGCAGUGUGGUGCGUCCCCACAGUGGCCUGAUGGCUACUGGGAGGUGAAUGGCUUUGGUCUCUUAGGUAUAUACAAGUCUGAUCUGGUUCGUAUUGGAGGCAUGAACACCAAAGAGUUCGGGGAACGAUGGGGAGGAGAGGACUGGGAACUCCUGGACAGAAUCUUUCAAGCUGGCCUGGAGGUGGAACGCCUCUCCCUCAGGAACUUCUUCCACCACUUUCACUCCAAGCGGGGAAUGUGGAACCGGCGUCAGUUGAAGAAGUGACAUUUGUACUCCUGAACCUCAGCAUGCACUUUAUCCAGACAUAUCACCCAAGUGUAUGUUCUCCCCUCCCCAGCAGAAAUCACCCUACGAGUUCAGUUGUUUACACAUGCCUAUGGGUCAUGGAAGAAGGACAAAGCAAUGAAAUGGAGAGUUCUUCUCUAGAAAGGAGUGGGGAGGAGCAGAAGAAUGUGAGCCUAAUUGUAGCACGUACAACCCAGAGAGUGGCUUUUGAAACUGAGCAAUGCAUUUUCUUAUCACCAGUUCUCAAAAGAAAUGGAUCUGCAACACAGACCUUUGUCCUCACCUAAAGGACUCUUUAAUGGUCUUUUCGUGUUUUAUGUCUUUGAAAAAAAAAAAAAGGAAAACCAGUGGUGCAAAAGUAAUGAUUUCAAGAGGCUUAGGAGAAUUUCCAAAACCAUAAUGUUGUUGGUCGGGGAUCAGUGUUCUGGAGGGCACCAGAUCAUUGGAGGGUAGAUUUUCUGCCACCCGAAUGGUUUCAGAGAUCCAGUUGAUGGAUUCAGAAGAACUUUCACUGUGUGUUAAUAAGAGGAAUGUUUCCUAGUUCUAUCUGGUACAAAUUAUUUAUAUAAUUGAUGCAGCUUCUUUUAUUUUUUGAGAUACUU
Molecule: messenger RNA, 3686 nt
Organism: Sphaerodactylus townsendi
Lineage: Eukaryota; Metazoa; Chordata; Lepidosauria; Squamata; Sphaerodactylidae
Gene: B4GALNT3
Product: beta-1,4-N-acetyl-galactosaminyltransferase 3
Exons: 20
Coding region: 1-3063 (1020 amino acids)
Cellular component (GO): Golgi cisterna membrane
Molecular function (GO): acetylgalactosaminyltransferase activity
Source: RefSeq, a predicted model, not a curated record